Molecule: messenger RNA, 799 nt
Organism: Musca vetustissima
Lineage: Eukaryota; Metazoa; Arthropoda; Insecta; Diptera; Muscidae
Gene: msb1l
Exons: 1
Coding region: 2-799 (265 amino acids)
Source: RefSeq, a predicted model, not a curated record
AAUGGACAAUUUACGUAAGCGCUUCUUGAAAGGAUUUACAUACAGUAUAAACGAUCCCAGAUCUCCCAGCCUUAAUCGAACACCACUGGUACUAGAAGAUUCCAAUGAAAGGUCAUUGAAUCUAGAUGAUACAUUUGCAGAUUUACUAGUGGGGCCAAGUGUUCCCAACUAUGAGAUUGCUGAUUCAAAUGUCUUCGACAAUGUAAAUAUGACUGAGGAAAAACAAACGAUUUUAAAAUUACCAACAACUCCCGUGGCAGUACAACAACAAUUCGAUCCCCGUUCGCCUUCUAUAGGAGUGGACCGAACACCGAUUAUAUUCAGUGAUGAUAAUGAAACAAAUGAAGAUGUUGUACUUGAGAACAUUCUAUCGACACUGACGCUUAACAUGGAUGAAAGCGGUAGUGUAGUGUCUCUAAAAACUACCGAAGUGACUAAAACUGAAGACAGAUAUGAGGUUGUGCUAAGACCUACCAAUAAACAACUGGAUCGUGUUAGGAUUGGUAAGAGAGCCAUAGCAAAAGGUCAACAGAAAAGGCAGAAACAGAGACUUCGUCAAAAAAUCUACGAAGAUUGUGAAAAUCAGCCAUCGACUCCGAAACUAAAGGUUUCCCAGGGCAGCGCAAACGUUUUCAAAACGGGCCAGAGGACGCCUUUGAGUUGUGUUCGAAAUAGUUCUCAAUUACGGUCUCGCUCCGUAGAUUCAGCUGGGAAAACAAAUAAACAUCCCAUGGCUAUUAUGAGCUAUGACGAUGCCCUAAUUCCAAAUGAACGUUUUAAAAUCUCCAAUGUUAUGUAA